Messenger RNA from Seminavis robusta, 384 nucleotides. NCBI's taxonomy places the organism in Eukaryota, Bacillariophyta, Bacillariophyceae, Naviculales, Naviculaceae. The record is from the annotation of a GenBank genome assembly.
AUGUCGUCAACUCUUACCAAUCUCUCCAAGUCUUUGGGUAGAAAGUUGUUUGGGGGGUCUGUGCAAAGAAAGCUACUCCCCAGGCCACCUGUCCCGACCAUCUAUGAAGAUGAACGGCUAGAAGAAUCCGACGAGAGUGAGGACGAACCAUCCCGAAAACCUGACCAGAUUCUUCAAAGGCAACCCAUUCUUACAAACUAUGCCCGACAAGAACGAAAGCGCUUUGUGAGCUCCUACUAUCGAGAUGUAUCAUCCAGCCAAUGCCAAAUCCCACCAGCCGCUACCAGAGGUCCUAGCAGAGAUGAAGGAGAUAAUAUCUUGCUGUAUCACCCGGACUUGACAAUCCCGGUGGGUGGUGGCAGCUUUGUUCAUGUUUCCCAGUAG